CUGGUAGACAAAUAGGACAAAUGUGCUAGAUUUCUCUAGGUAGGAAUAUCGCAAAAAAAAAUAUGAUCAAUGGCUCAUUCGAGAGAAGACAUCCUUCCGAGUUAUGACAUCGGCCAGUAUUGAAAUCUGACAUCAGUGACAGGAAUGCUAGAUGUUUUCGCGAUCUAAAAGUACUAUUCCAAUGAACUUUCAGUGUAGCGGGAGAGACUUUAUCACAGUGCUACAUCAUACCGGACGAAUUUCUACCUGCUUGAACGCCAAUAAAUUACACGUGAAAACAUGAAACUACCCAGGGAAUCAAUAGAGCAUCACUCGGAGAUGCACAAAAACAAUAUAACAUUGAAAAUGGGUGAACCUUUCCUUUAAGAUAGUGAGAGUGAAAUACCGCUAGUAAGCAGUUUUCUUGUUGGACAGUUCUGUUCAGCAACGAUUCCGUUUCCUCAAACCAUUUCCUAGUAGGACGGGUAUGUGCGUAAAGAGAGAGGAGAAACGUGACGUCACGGAAUAGCUUUCUACCCCCAAACUCUGGUUUGGUUUUUGCAGAUUUUAAUCGAAUAUAUAAUUUACGUCUCUCGUUUUAAUUUCUUCAGCGUGUGUUGUGUUUCAUAAAGAAUAUCGUCAUAUAAUGCAAUUGAAGAACGUUGCAUAGUAACAGCAUUCCUGGUUUUGGAAGAAAAAAAAAGAGGUGCGGGGGCGGUGGGCUAUAAAGGCUACGAGCGCAAAGCACACUGGGAGGGAGAGUCGGUUUUGGCGUAAUUUCACUGUUAACCGACCCAUGCAUUGGGCGCUCAAGGAUAAUUUCUAAGGUGUUGAGUUUUAGUCUGAAUUAUAUUUAUUUCCAACUGGAGGAAAAUAUCAAAUUGUAAUGGCAGAAAACAAUUUCCCUCCCCUGCCUGGCUUCAUCCCUCUGAAGCCGUGUUUCUAUCAGGACUUCAAUGAGAUCCCAGAUGUACACCGCUCCAUCUGCAAGAAGCUCUACUACCUAUGGAUCUUCAACAGUGCCACCUUGGCGGUCAAUCUGAUUGGCUGCCUGGCAUGGAUGUGCGGCGGGGGCGGAGCCACUAACUUUGGCAUGGCUAUUCUGUGGCUCAUCCUGUUCACCCCCUGCUCCUACGUGUGCUGGUUCAGACCCAUCUACAAGGCCUUCAAGACUGACAGCUCGUUCAACUUCAUGGCGUUCUUCUUCGUGUUCAUGGCCCAGGUGGUGAUCAGCAUCAUCCAGUGUAUAGGCAUUCCAGGCUGGGGUAUCUGUGGCUGGCUGGCUACCAUCACCUUCUUCAGCACCAAUAUAGGCUCCGCUGUAGUCAUGCUGAUCCCCACCAUCAUGUUCACUGCCAUGGCUGUCCUCUCCUUCACCGGGCUCACCAAGGUGCACAACAUGUAUCGUGGCACUGGGGGCAGUAUGAGUAAAGCCCAGGAGGAGUGGACCACCGGGGCCUGGAAGAACCCUCACGUCCAGCAGGCGGCGCAGCAGGCCGCCGUGGGGGUGGCACAGGGAGCCAUGCAGCAGCAACAGCCCCAGUACUCACAGGCACCCACCUACAAUUAUGACGACCCGGGCAUGUAGGGCAGGGAGGAGGAGAGGGUGGGAGAGAAGGGGUGAGGAAUAGCCAGGGUGACAGUCUGUUUCUGAUCUCGCGUCAGUUGUUAUGAGAGCAGAAACCGAGCCUCCCAGGCUAGGUGAGGGACAGACUGGGGAGAUGAAAAGGGAUGAUCAUCAAAUGAGAACCACAAUUCACGAUUACAUUCAGAUAAUUCUUAGAUAACAAAAAUAAAUACAGUGGGGAGACAAAGUAUUUGAUACACUGCCGAUUUUACAGGUUUUUCUACUUACAAAGCAUGUAGAGGUCUAUAAUUUU
Molecule: messenger RNA, 1859 nt
Organism: Oncorhynchus tshawytscha (Chinook salmon)
Lineage: Eukaryota; Metazoa; Chordata; Actinopteri; Salmoniformes; Salmonidae
Product: secretory carrier-associated membrane protein 5
Exons: 8
Coding region: 866-1567 (233 amino acids)
Biological process (GO): protein transport
Cellular component (GO): trans-Golgi network membrane; recycling endosome membrane
Source: RefSeq, a predicted model, not a curated record